GUUUUCAGCAGCGAGACUGAAAGAGUGGACAACCAGCGCGCCCGAAACCGGAUCGGCCGACUGCUUUCCUUGCAUCCUCGUUUCCUGGCAGAAACAUCCACAUCCAGUUUAACGUCUUAAAAGGAAAACAAUGUCUUCGAACGCAGCAGUGCAACGGUUUAUCCACCAUGGAGCCCACAAGGGCAAGGGUAUUGCGGUGUUCACCAGCGGGGGCGACUCGCAGGGAAUGAAUGCCGCCGUCCGUGCUGUCGUGCGGAUGGGCAUUUACGUUGGAUGCAAGGUUUACUUCAUCCGCGAGGGCUAUCAGGGCAUGGUGGACGGUGGCGAGAACAUCGUCGAGGCCAACUGGUCGUCAGUGUCGAGCAUUAUCCACCGGGGCGGCACCGUCAUCGGAUCGGCCCGCUGCAAGGACUUCCGUGAGCGCGCUGGCCGUCUUCAGGCCGCCCACAACCUCAUCAGCCACGGCAUCACCAACCUGGUCGUGAUCGGUGGCGACGGCUCGCUGACCGGUGCCAACCUGUUCCGGCAGGAGUGGGGCAGCCUGCUGGACGAGCUGCUCGCCAGCAACCGGAUCACCCAGGAGCAACGCAUCAAGUUCAAGAGCCUGCACAUCGCCGGCAUGGUCGGCUCGAUCGACAACGACUUCUGCGGUACGGACAUGACGAUCGGCACAGACUCGGCACUGCACCGUAUCAUCGAGGCGAUCGAUGCCAUCGUCAGCACGGCCUACUCUCAUCAGCGCACCUUCAUCAUGGAGGUCAUGGGACGCCAUUGUGGUUACCUGGCCAUAAUGGCUGCGUUAGCUAGCGAGGCGGACUAUGUGUUCAUACCGGAAGAUCCCGUAGUGCAUAAUUGGCCAGAAAAGUUGUGUAAGAAGAUCCUACAGGAACGGUCCGCCGGACAGCGUCUGAACAUUAUCAUCGUGUCCGAGGGUGCGAUCGAUCGGGACGGCAAUCCCAUCACGGCGGAAAAGGUGAAACAGGUGGUCGUUGAUCGACUGCAGCAGGACACGCGUAUCACCGUGCUUGGCCACGUGCAGCGUGGUGGCAAUCCGAGCGCCUUCGAUCGUGUUCUGGGUUGCCGAAUGGGUGCGGAAGCCGUGCUGGCACUGAUGGAAGCGGACGACAAGACGGAACCGUGCGUCGUGUCGCUGGAUGGUAACCAGGCCGUACGCGUGCCGCUGAUGGAGUGCGUCGAGCGCACGAAGUCCGUCGCGAAGGCGAUGGAGGACAAGAACUGGGAGUUGGCGGUGAAUCUACGCGGUCGCUCGUUCGCGCGCAACCUCGAGACGUACAAGAUGCUGACCCGUCUGAAGCCACCCAAGAGUGCGUUUGACGAGCAGGGUCGCGGUGUGGGCGGAUACACGAUGGCGGUAAUGCACAUCGGAGCACCGGCGUGCGGCAUGAACGCCGCCGUUCGGUCGUUCGUACGGAACUGCAUCUACCGUGGCGACACGGUGAUGGGCAUCCACGACGGUAUCGAGGGAUUGGUCGCGGGCCACAUCAAGAAGAUGGAGUGGUCGGAUGUGACCGGAUGGGUCGGACAGGGUGGUGCAUUCCUGGGCACCAAGCGUACGCUGCCGGAGGGCAAGUUCAAGGAGAUCGCCGCACGCCUGAAGGAAAACAACAUCCAGGCGCUGCUGAUCAUCGGUGGCUUUGAGGCGUAUCACGCGGCGGGCCAGCUGACGGACCAGCGCGAACGCUUCCCGGAGUUCCGCAUCCCGCUCGUUGUCAUCCCGUCGACCAUCUCGAACAACGUGCCCGGCACGGAGUUCUCGCUCGGUGCCGACACCGGCCUGAACGAGAUCACGGAGAUCUGCGAUCGCAUCCGCCAGUCGGCGCAGGGCACCAAGCGGCGCGUGUUCGUGAUCGAAACCAUGGGCGGCUACUGUGGCUACCUGGCGACGGUGGCCGGACUGGCGGGCGGUGCCGAUGCGGCCUACAUCUACGAGGAGAAGUUCGCGAUCAAGGAUCUGCAGCAGGACGUGUACCACAUGGCGUCCAAGAUGAGUGACGGCGUGCAGCGUGGUCUCAUCCUGCGCAACGAGAAGGCCUCGGACAACUACAACACCGAGUUCAUCUACCGGCUGUACUCGGAGGAGGGCAAGGGCCUGUUCUCCACGCGCAUGAACGUGCUCGGCCACAUGCAGCAAGGCGGUUCGCCGACGCCAUUCGAUCGCAACAUGGGCACCAAGAUGGCGGCCAAGUGUGUCGAGUGGCUGGUGGAGCAGCUGAAGGCGAACACGAAACCGGACGGCACGAUCGAGGCCAAGGCACCGGAGACCGCCUGCCUCUUGGGGUUGGUGCGCCGCCAGUACAAGUUCUCCCCGCUUAAGGAACUGAUCGGCGAGACGAACUUUGAGCAACGUAUUCCCAAGCACCAAUGGUGGCUCAAGUUGCGCCCGCUGCUAAGAAUUCUAGCCAAGCACGAUUCUACCUACGAGGAGGAAGGCCUGUACAUCACGGUUGAGGAGGAAAUGUCCACCGAUUCGCCCUGUGCCUAAGGUGCUCCUGAACGAUGAAUCUUCUCGAGUCGCUGAAUCAUGGUUUGGUCUCUCCUUCUUUUCCACCGCCACCACCUGAACAGGGCUAUUUCAUCGUCCUUCCUUUGUUACGCGACUUUAGUUGGAUGCCUCCAAAGCUUUACUUAGUUAAAUUGUUUCAGGGCAUUAGGGAAAGAUCAAGAUACGGCAACGGAUGUGUUGUUGCCAACAACUCAUCUCCUCACAACGUUGGCAGAGGGUUUAUAAAAAAAUCCCUCGUAUGAUUAUGUUUUAAUUGCAUAGUUAAUUUUUCAUGUGGAUAGUAUUUAUCAUUUAUGUCGUCGUCUUUGUUCCCCUCGGGAAUGUUUGUUGUUUGUGGUAUGUUGUUUGCUCUUGCGCGAUCAAAGUCGUAGCACCACUCUCAUUUGCUUUCCUCGUUAGUAGUGACAAGUAUUACGCAACAAGAAAUUAUUAUUUUCUUGUGUUCGAACAAUCUUAUCGCCAUUGAGUUAAUGUUUUUUUCUAUUAGGCAAUGAGGCGAUGGCGCAGUGAAAAAACCGUGGGAUGGAAGCAGAGUAAUAUUUAUACCAAAAAUAGUUAAUGCCGAGAACAAAUAACACCCAACUUGUAGAUCCCAUUACUGUACAAUGUACUUGCGCCAUAAGUCCUAGAUCGUAUCUCUCCAUCUUUCUCUUUCGCAAACGAACAAAGGAGAGAAUGAUGAUAAACAUAGACGAGAUAUUAUUAUUAACAGUGUAAGCAAAGAACACUCUCCUUCCCUUCCCCUAGGCAAACGAUACACAAACCCCGCCACUAACACGUUACUAUGUAUGUGCUAAUAUCAAAUGGCGUGGUA
Anopheles coustani is the source of this 3338-nucleotide messenger RNA. RefSeq names its product ATP-dependent 6-phosphofructokinase (gene Pfk). Gene Ontology annotation, biological process: fructose 6-phosphate metabolic process; canonical glycolysis; fructose 1,6-bisphosphate metabolic process. The coding region runs from base 131 to 2503 and encodes 790 amino acids. The transcript is spliced from 7 exons. NCBI's taxonomy places the organism in Eukaryota, Metazoa, Arthropoda, Insecta, Diptera, Culicidae. The record is from RefSeq and is a predicted model, not a curated record. Gene Ontology annotation, molecular function: fructose-6-phosphate binding; 6-phosphofructokinase activity; identical protein binding. Gene Ontology annotation, cellular component: 6-phosphofructokinase complex; cytoplasm.